Clunio marinus is the source of this 222-nucleotide messenger RNA. NCBI's taxonomy places the organism in Eukaryota, Metazoa, Arthropoda, Insecta, Diptera, Chironomidae. The record is from the annotation of a GenBank genome assembly.
AUGGAAUUGAUUGCGGAAACUUUGCUGUUGAUGAGAAAUCUUGGCCGAUGCGAAAGAGUUUCGUUCAUGUUGGGUGGUCGUAGCGAAAUGAAAACAAAAACGAAGCGAAAAAAAAAACACAAACGAAUCAGCAGACAACUUAUGAGAAAAUCUCAAAAUAAAAUUGAAGAAAAAAAUUUCUUAGCUUACGGCAAUGCUUAUGCUGAAAUGGCAAAAUGUUAA